Molecule: messenger RNA, 823 nt
Organism: Telopea speciosissima
Lineage: Eukaryota; Viridiplantae; Streptophyta; Magnoliopsida; Proteales; Proteaceae
Product: expansin-A12
Exons: 3
Coding region: 53-823 (256 amino acids)
Biological process (GO): plant-type cell wall organization
Cellular component (GO): extracellular region
Source: RefSeq, a predicted model, not a curated record
UGUUUGGAGUUUGAAAUUUGGUCUACCCCAUUUGAAGACUUGAGAAAUAACAAUGGCAACCAUUGCCAUUCAUUAUCUUCUGCUGUGGCUUCCUCUCUUCCUUGGGGGCCUCUUUUUCUUAAGAACCAAUGCCCAACAUAACGGUUGGUUCCCUGGUCAUGCAACUUCUUAUGGAUCUACUCAAAACCCCACCUCCCUUGGAGGAGCUUGUGGUUAUGACAACACCUUCCAUGCGGGGUUUGGCAUAAACACUGCAGCAUUGAGUGGGGCACUGUUCAGAGGUGGUGAGGCUUGUGGUGCAUGCUUUCAAGUAAUGUGCAAUGCCCGCCGUGACCCGAAAUGGUGCCUACGCCGUGCCGUUGUUACUGUGACCACCACCAAUUUCUGCCCGGCAAACAAUCAAGGAGGAUGGUGUGAUCCCCCUCACCGGCAUUUUGACAUGUCCACGCCUGCUUUCUUUCAAAUUGCUCGACGAGGCAAUGAAGGCAUUGUUCCGGUCCUCUAUAGAAGGGUCCCAUGCAGGAGGAGGGGAGGGGUUCGUUUUACCUUUAAAGGGCAAUUCAAUUACAAUUUGGUAAUGAUCUCAAACGUGGGUGGGAGUGGAUCUGUGAAAGCUGCAUGGGUUAAAGGAUCAAGAUCUGGAAGAUGGGUACCCAUGCACAGGAACUGGGGAGCAAACUGGCUAAGCAGCAUAGAUCUCCAAGGCCAAAGGCUGUCUUUGAAGCUCACCUUGGUCGAUGACAAAACCCUUGAAUUCUACAACAUUGUGCCAUCAACAUGGAGAUUUGGACAAACGUUUGCUUCCCAACAGCAGUUCUCUUAA